UUGCUCAUUGGUGGCUAGUGAGGUUCUAAAAUUUCUCUCUCAAUUUCUCACUUCUCUCACUUUCUCUAUCUUUGUCUUUCUGUUAUCCAUCUCAAAUAAUAAUGGCAUUCAAGAAAAACCUGCUAGUGUGCACACAACUACAAUGUGAGACCAUGGAAGAAAUGCUGGCUUCAAUGGAGAAAGCCAAGGCAGAAGGUGCAGACCUUGUGGAGCUUUGCAUAGAUUCCAUGUCAUUCUCCCACACUUCUGAGGUUGAGAAGCUCAUCAAACAAAGAGCUUUGCCAGCCAUAGUCUCUUACAGGCUCAAAUCAUCAAGGACUUCAGGCAAAGGAGAAUGCAAGACUACCUGCAUGCAAGUACUGAGACUGGCUCUUGAAUUAGAUGUUGAAUUCGUUGAAAUGGAUUUUGAGGUGGCUUCUGAUAUUGGCAUGGCUGAAUGCAUGUACAAGCGUGCCAAUAGCAAAAUAAUUGUCUCAAGCUUUGUGAAUGGUGGGAAACCUUCAAAUGAAAGACUUGGUAAUCUGAUUGCAUGUAUGCAAUCAACUGGAGCAGAUGUUAUUAAGCUUGUUAUUGAUGUGGAUUAUAUCACAGAUUUGGCACCGGUUUUCCAGAUGCUUGCUCAUUGCCAGGUGCCAUUAAUUGCUAUUGCAGUGGGUAGCAGAGGUCUAAUAAGCCAACUAUUGGGUCCUAAAUUUGGUGGAUUUUUAGUGUAUGGAUCUCUGGAAGGAAAAUCAGUACCUGGGUUGCCAACUUUAGUCAGCCUUAAACAUGUUUACAAACUUGAAUACUUGAAUGCAGAUACAAAAGUUUUUGGACUCAUUUCAAAUCCAGUAGGUCAUAGCAAGGGUCCUAUUCUGCACAACCCUGCCUUUAGACACACAGGAUAUAAUGGAAUUUAUGUUCCCAUGCUGGUCGAUGAUAUCAAGGAAUUCUUUAGAACCUAUACAGGCACUGACUUCGCAGGUUUCAGUGUUGGAAUCCCACACAAAGAAGCUGCAGUUGGGUGUUGUGAUGAAGUACAUCCACUGGCUAAGUCUAUAGGAGCUGUAAAUACUAUUGUAAGGAGGCCUAUUGAUGGGAAGCUGGUCGGUUAUAACACAGAUUGUGAGGCUUCUAUCACUGCAAUAGAGGAUGCAUUAAGAGAGAGACGAGUUGCCAAUGGAGAAGCAUUACGUACUUCUCCUCUAGCUGGGAAAACAUUUGUAUUGGUUGGAGCAGGAGGUGCAGGAAGAGCACUUGCUUUUGGUGCUAAAAGUAGAGGUGCUCAGGUUGUCAUAUUCAACCGGAAUUAUGAGAGAGCAAAGUUGCUUGCAGAUGCAGUUUCAGGGGAAGCUCUACCAUAUGAAUGCUUAAAAAGAUUCUGCCCUCAGGAGGGAAUGAUCCUUGCAAAUGCUUCUGCUAUUGGAAUGGAACCAAAUACUGAUCAAACUCCUGUCUCAAAGGAGACCUUGAGAGCAUAUGAGCUGGUUUUUGAUGCGGUUUAUACACCUAGAAAUACACGGCUCUUACAAGAGGCUGCAGAGGUUGGGGCCAUCGUAGUGAGUGGAGUGGAGAUGUUUAUCAGACAGGCCCUAGGCCAAUUCAGACUGUUCACCGGUGGCUUAGCUCCAGAAGAUUUCAUGCGCAAGCUUGUUCUAGCACAAUUUUGAUGCUUCUAACCGAUCAAGCCAAGAACAAAUUUGUUAAUAUAUAUAGUACUUUGUCACUUCUUCUGCGGUAUUGAAGUAAUAAAUCUGUGAAGAUGCACUCUAGCUUAGCUCACAUGGUUUGUUUGAGGUUGUCCUACUUGGAGCUCGAACACCGUCAUCAGCUAGUCAAUCCAAAGGCCCCCCACUCUGAUGAAGUUGCAUGCAAGGACAAGGCUCUUAGGAUUAUAGAUAGGAUAGGUUGAGACCAAAUAAUAAAAGAAAGAUUUUUUGGCCAUGUGUUUGUUAGAAUUACCAGGUGCUCCAAAUUGUGUCACUUUUUUUUUUUUUGAGUAAUAUUUGUUUGAUGGAAGUUCAACUGUGUUCCAUGAAUUUCUUCUCAUGAUUGUGCAAGACAGGACUAAUGCUAUUGUUUGUUAAGCACAGUUAGUUUUGAAUGAACAUAUAUAGGCAGUACAUGUAUUUUAUUGCUUAAGCCA
Molecule: messenger RNA, 2125 nt
Organism: Quercus lobata
Lineage: Eukaryota; Viridiplantae; Streptophyta; Magnoliopsida; Fagales; Fagaceae
Product: bifunctional 3-dehydroquinate dehydratase/shikimate dehydrogenase, chloroplastic-like
Exons: 10
Coding region: 102-1649 (515 amino acids)
Biological process (GO): chorismate biosynthetic process; shikimate metabolic process
Molecular function (GO): shikimate 3-dehydrogenase (NADP+) activity; 3-dehydroquinate dehydratase activity
Source: RefSeq, a predicted model, not a curated record